ACAAACACUUCAUCACUCUCAAGAGCUGCCAGCUACAUACAGUUUACGUAUAGUCUCUUUCUAGGCGCUACACACAGCUCCAUUUGUAAGUCAUGGCGUCCCAGGAUAUCGAGAGCCACCGUGCCGGUGCAGAGGUCAUUGCCGGAGACGCCGCAUGCAGGAAGAAGUCUGUUGAGCUGCUGGAGGAGCUCGGCCUCCCCAAGGGCCUGUUUCCAAUGGAGGACAUCCAGGAGUUCGGGUACAACCGAGAGACGGGGUUCAUGUGGUUGGUGCAGAGGAAGAAGAAGGUCGAGCACACGUUCAAGAAGAUCAAACAAACAGUGUCCUAUGCCUCUGAGGUGACUGCGUUCGCUGAGAAAGGCAAGCUAAGGAAGAUCACCGGUGUGAAAACCAAGGAGCUGAUGCUCUGGCUUAGCGUUGUCGAGGUCUAUGUUCCUGAGGCAUUGCUGGACAAGAUCACCUUCAAGACCGGCACCGGCCUGUCUGACACCUUCGAUGCCCCUGCCUUUGCGCUCGGAGAGUAAUCAAAGUUCAGGUUAAAAGUUGUAUGUUACUGGUACUGCAUGGUCGUGUGUAUUUAUCUCUUGUUUUGUAAUUUAACAUGUAUGGUGUGUCAUAUGUGUCGUGGAGUAUUUCAAAUUAUUUUAAAUAAUGGAAAAUAGUUCUGGCUUCAGCCUUCUUCAAAAUGAA
Messenger RNA from Sorghum bicolor (sorghum), 690 nucleotides. RefSeq lists its product as uncharacterized. The record is from RefSeq and is a predicted model, not a curated record. NCBI's taxonomy places the organism in Eukaryota, Viridiplantae, Streptophyta, Magnoliopsida, Poales, Poaceae. Bases 93 to 524 code for a protein of 143 amino acids. The transcript has a single exon.